AAACCCCCUUAUAUUUUCUUGUCAUUUUCUUCCUGCCGAAGUGCCAAUAAUUGGUACCGGAGUGCAAACUUUGAGCUCUCAUUCAUCAGUAUACUUUGACACUGCACAGUACAGUGCAUUUGUUCUUCUUUCUUGUUAUCUUUUCAAAUCCUCAAAACCAAGAACAGAUUCUGCAAUUCGUGCUGAAUUUCUGUUUUCCUUGGAAAUACAUGGAUGUUCGCAGGUUUUCUUCGGAUGUUAGGAACGUGGUCAAGGAAGUAAGUCAUCUCAGGCGGAAGAAGAAUGGCAGAGCUUAUAAUUACGACCUUGCGAUUCUCUUUGCAAGGAUUUGGUUUUUUAAAGCUGAGAUUUUUGCCCACCGGGAAACUAACCCUCUGAGACUCGGUACAUCAGUGGAGGACUUCAUUGAUGGAUUGUAUGAGGGUUCUACAUUUCUGGUCAAAUCAUUCACUUCACAUCCACAGGAUAAGACUGAUAAGCAAGCCUUAAAGCUGAUUGAAGAAAUUCCUGGGUAUGUGGAAGCUCUGUAUGAUCAUCCCUCUGAAUCUGAUGAGGAGGAGGGCUCAAUUGUGUUGAGAAAUGGAAACAGGACAAGGGAUUUACUUGGUAAGUUCCUCGUACAGCUCAAGCUCUUCAAGGCGGAUGUUCUCUUAUUGGGGGAAUUACUGAAUAAGGAUGAACUUAGCAAUUGGAAGAAGCAAAUUGGAACUCUUCGGGAGGGCCUAAUCUUCUUGAUCAAAUCAGAUGUUCAUCAGCCAAAACAAGAGGAGGAUACGGAGGAUGAGAAAUUGAUCUUGGCAGAUAUUGAGGAACUGGCUGCAGGUAUUAUAUGUCUCUGUAAUUCUUCGUGCUCACCUGAAAAUAUGGAAUUUCAACUUGCUGAUUUGUUGGGGAAGGUUCAGAACUUGAAGGCUAAGCUCAAAGAUCUUUACUUUCAAAUGCCCCCGUUUAAUUGCCCCAAAACUCCUGGGUUGGGUUCCAUUAGAUCCUUCUUGCACGAUUUGAAAGAGCUGUCUAGCGGGGCUCCUGAGUCUGUGGAGUGUGCAACCUAUCAAAUCGAAGCCAUUCAUGGAGAUUUGGAGCUCAUAAUACAUAAGUAUGGGCAUUUUCUUGAUGAAGAUAUUGUUAAGAAUCAGAAGAGCAUUGAUGAAAUCAGGACCCGGCUUGUUGAUGCUGCACACCAUGUGGAGAAUGUGAUCGAUUUAAUGAAGAGUUCAAAUGAUCCAAAUUCUCAGCUUUUGAUGUGGCUUUAUCACUUCUCGGAAGAGAUUACAGACGUUAAAGUCCAGCUGGUUGAUUAUUGCGACAACACCACCAUCCUUGGGGUUGGCGUGGAGACCUAUUCGUACAGGUAUCACCAUUUGGCGUUGCCGAUGAAUACUGUGCCUAUGGUGGGUUUCAAUGAAGAACAGGCUACUCUGAUUGAGCGUCUCACUAGGGGAACAAGUCGGCUAAAAGCUGUCUCUAUUACUGGGAUGCCAGGCAUUGGUAAGACCACUUUAGCUGAAAAUGUGUACAACAGUCACGAUGUAGUAAAUCAUUUCCAUGUUCGGGUGUGGUGUUGUGUUUCUCCAGCAUAUGAAAAGCGAGACUUGUUGCUUGAAUUGAUUAAGGGUCUUACGGAAGUUAGACCCGACAUGCUCACAAGGAAAGAGGAAGAAUUAUGCUCUGUGUUGUAUAUUUACUUAAAAUCAAGAAGGUAUCUGAUCGUAAUGGAUGAUGUAUGGAGUUCUGCAGCAUGGGAUGAUUUGAAGAGUUCCUUCCCAGAUGGCUCGUAUGGAAGUAGAGUUUUGAUGACUAGUCGAAUCUAUAAUGUGGUUCCAAAUCCUCUUCCUCUUCGAGGACUCUCGAUUGAUGAAAGUUGGGAGUUGUUACAGAUGUUGGUAUUUGGCGAUGAAGGAUCUCCUCCAGAAUUGUGUGAAGUCGGGCGGCGAAUUGCUGAAAAUUGCAAAGGUCUACCUGUUGCUGUUGUUUCGGUAGCAAGUCUUCUUGUUAGCCAACCCGAGGCUCAGUGGGUAGAAGUUGCAGAGCGUGCAGGCUCACAGAUAGUAAAUGCUCAAGUAACAGAGUUCAUCAGAAUGUUUGAAGAAAGCUACAAAAAGCUUCCAGAUCAUUUGAAGCAGUGCUUUCUUUACUUUGGAGUAUGUCCAAGGGAUGAGGAUAUUUCAGUUAGGAGGUUGCUGUGGCUAUGGAUUGCAGAAGGAUUUAUUAUACCUAAUGUGGAGAAUAAGAGCUUAGAAGAUCUUGCUGAGGAGUACUUGAUGGAUCUAAUUCAGAGACGCUUGGUUAUACUUUCCAAGCAGAGAUCUAACGGUGAGGUGAAAACAUGCAGAGUUCAUAAUCAAAUACUUGAUUUCUGCUUGUUAAAAGCUAAAGAAGCAAAAUUUUUGCAACUGAUAUCUGGUGAAUCUUCUUAUGGUUCUCCUAAUCAUCUUCAUGAUGAACAUCGUAAUCCUUCAAAUUUGAUCGAUUCUGGGCAUCGGCUAUCAAUUUGUGGAGAUCCAGAAGAAUUCAUUGCAAAAACGCCUUCGGUCCCAUAUCUCCGGUCUCUUCAAUUCUUUGACACUAGUGAAAUGUAUCCUGGAUGUGACAGUGAUGUAUCGUUCAUAUUUGACAACUUCAAACUUCUUAAGGUUUUGGAUUUGGAAUCGAUCAAUAUAGGCAAUUCAUUGCAUGGUGGAAUCAACUUACCUCUUCCUUUGAGGUAUUUGGCAAUUGGUGGUGAUAUGGACUGUAUACCAUCAUCUCUGUCCAAACUACAAAAUCUGGAAACUCUGGUUGUGAAGGGUUUGAUGAAUAAGUUUGUUUUGCCAGAUACCAUCUGGAGCAUGACAAAAUUACGUCAUGUUCAUGUGACUAAUCAUUGUAUAUUUACCUUGCAGUGUGACAAAAAUGGGAGCCUCUUAAAGAGUUUAGUAUCACUUUCCAUGCCGUCUUUUGUUUGUGGAGACGAAACAAAUGACACAGUUAGGAGGUUUCCCAAUCUUAGAAAAUUGAAAUGCAUAUUCUUACAGCCGCGAGGUCGUUCAAUGCAUGUAUGCCGGUUUCCUGAUCUGGAACAUCUGUAUUUGUUGAACACACUGGAGAUAACAUACUACGGCAGGCCUCUCAAAACUGGUGAAUUCAUCUUCCCCUCGACUCUGAGGAAGCUGACUCUAUCGAAUUUCCGUCUGCCGUGGAAUUGUAUUUCAGUGAUCUCGAGUUUACCAUAUCUUGAGGUUCUCAAAUUAAUUUCUAGAGCCUUUGUUGGGUCCUCUUGGUUAAUGGAAGAUGGAGUAUUCCCAAAUCUUAGAUACUUGAAAUUAGACUCCCUAGACAUUGCCAUCUGGGAUUUCUCCCUUUGGGAUGAUCCAUUUCCCUGUCUUGAGCAGCUACUGUUGCGAAAUUGUGGGCAGCUAAAGGAGGUUCCUUCAAUUUUCGGGGAAAUCAUCACCCUGCAGAGAAUAGAAGUCCACCAAUGUGGAGAUUCUACCAAACAGUCGGUUAGAAGAAUUGUUGAAGAACAACGGGAGUUUGGCAACUAUGAUCUUAUCAGUGUCUUUUCUUGAUCGUAGCUGUUCUUCUCUUUCCGAGCGAAAGAAACGAGAAUGAAAAAUGUGCUCCCAGGUAGAUGAUGCUCAUGAGAGAAUCUACUGCUAUGCGCAAGAGGGCCUGCAGCUUUUAAUGCUGAAAAACUCCAGACUGUUGCUGCAAAGGAGAAGGGACUGAACUGCAAUUCAUCAGUUGGAAUCAGAACCAAUGCCCUAAGAAAGCAGGCUAUAGCUCCACUAGAUGUCUAGUUUCUACAUUCAAGCAUGCCAACAGUGUUUCUUUAUCUUAUUUUCCCUUUUUAAGUUUUCAUUUUACAUUCAAAACACAGGAAAGGAUUGUGGUAAGAAUGUAAAGUGUUGGUUGUAUAUGCGACUGUACUAGAUUGAAACCUUGGCUCUAAGCUUUUAGUCUGUUACUACAACUUAAAAUAGCACUAUUCCAUUUAACCUC
This is a messenger RNA of Oldenlandia corymbosa var. corymbosa, 3981 nucleotides long. NCBI's taxonomy places the organism in Eukaryota, Viridiplantae, Streptophyta, Magnoliopsida, Gentianales, Rubiaceae. The record is from the annotation of a GenBank genome assembly.